UUGGCGCCAGCUUUGUUGAAUUGUCAUGGAAACGAAAUUAACAUUUCCACUCAAAGAACAGAUCCUUAACCAAAUUAAUAGUGUUCCAUCGGACCCAUAUAUGAUUGCCAUAAGUCUGACCAGGAGUUAGGAGCUUUGAAUCAUGGAGGAAGCAGAGGAAACGCCAAUCUCCCGCACGGCCUAUGAAGUGCAAAGGGAUUUUGGCUUCAGCAGCGGGCUGCGUUCCGAAAUUAUUUGGGAUUCCUUAGCCCCUGAUCAGGGGGAUGUGCUCAAGCAGAAGAUAGAGAACCUCAUUCGCGAUGAUGACGCCCGAAGUGUCAGGGCAAUACAACGAAGGCGGGAUCAGCUCUUCCGGAAUAUUUGGCAGCAGCGUCGCUACACCAAUGGCACGCUUCUGUCCGCCAUCAUCUACGUGCUGGUCACGCCAGAUACAGACCCGGAAUCGGCCCUGCAGUCCACCAACUACAGCUGCCACCCAGUUUUCCGCACUCGUCGCUGCAUGAAGGGGGAGAACAGCGCCGCCUGCUGCAUGAUCUUUGUGGACGAAAAUGCCCGAGUGUACUCCAAUUGGGAGCAGUACGUCUUCCGGAACACCCUGCCCCAGGGCCUGAUGAUUGCGCCCAGUCAAGGAAUCUACACCUUUAGCGACGGCGAGGAGCCGGGCGUUCAGCUGAUGGUCCAUCCCACGCCUGCAGCGCGGGGCAGGUAUAGAUUACUCAAUGCGGGCGACAAAGUAGCCACUGUGGGUGGGCUGGUGGCCAGUGUACCGGCUGCAGCUGCUCUGGCGGUUCCCCUGGCUGCUCCCCUGGUGAUUGCCGCCACCGCAGUGGGCGUAGCCACCGGUGUCUACAGCACUCUGCGUUCGGCCUCCCAUCUUAUUGAUCGUCGCCGGCAUGGACAGUCCACCUGCAUUACGGAUGGAGAGGCGCGCUGCUCCUGGCUGGGCGUGGCAGGUGGCGUUGUGGGUCUGGGCGCCACUGGGGCUACGAAGGCCCUGGCAACGGCUGCCGGCGCAGGCUACAAGGUGAACCCCGCUGCCCAGUUGGCCGUGAAGGGCAUAAAUGGUGCCUCGGCGGUCAUUGCCGGCACCGGUGUGGUCAACGGUGUUUACGAUUUUUAUUUGAAAAUUGGCGAUGACCAAGCCAUUAACAGCUUGGAUAUGCUGCAAAUGGCCUCGCACCUGGUCAUCUUCACGCAUUCCAUUAAUAAUAUGCGCAUAGCUUCCAAGGCCACCAACGGCUCUUCCUUGAGGAAAGCUCUGCGCAAUCAAACUAGAAAAGUCUUCGAUCGCAUCUCCCAGGAAUCAGUUAAGCUGCACACUGACUCUGGCCAGUUUGAUAUUGUGCGCACGCUUAACGAGAUUCCCUUCAAGGAGGCUCUGCUCAGUCUUCACAAUAUCAACUCGCAUCUGACUCAGGGACUCACUGUGGCCACUACUUUGCUACCCCAAAUUUUGAGUGUGGGCAGUGGUGGCCAGGUGAUCGUCAAUCUGGAAAUGCUGGCUCAAAAGUUUGGCGGCAAGUUUGCCCAGCAUAUUGGUAACCUGGCCAGUUUUACGGACGUCCUAGAAGCCAUGGCCAGAUACUUUACGGAUCAGGCAGUGCAACUCCUCAUGCAGAUGACCCGCACUUUUGUGGAGGAGAACGUGGACUCUAUUGAUCGCACGCUGAACACAUUCGUAUCCACGGAGGCGGUUCUCUUUCGUAUUCUGAUGCACUGCGUCAACACCUUUGAUAAUUUUGCUGAGGAUUUCCUGCGAAGCCGCCGCGAGGAUAUCUUGCUGGUGGUGGCCAAGUACUUUCGCUCGCUGGAGCCGGUUGGCGACAAGAACUGCCGCAAGUACAAGUGCUCCGUUUGCAAAGGCGCUUACUACAUAAGUUCCAUAUAGGUUACUCCCGUGAUUGAAACAGAGGCUUUAUGUAAAGACAUUUAUGUUUGCAGGAUUUUAUCUGCUUUCAAGUGCAGGAAGAUGACUUUCCAAGUCCAAAAGCUAAAAUCUUAAUUGUUUAGUUUCUCAUCUCUCGAAAUUGUGAUACACAUUGCAACAUUUAUAUUAUGAUACUCAUAAUCUCUUUAUAGUUUACACCCCUACAUAAAAGAUCUUUAAUUGUUUUGAGGCUGAUGUGCUGUGAGAUUCUCUGCAAAAUAUUUGUAUUUAAUUGCCUUUAUAACCUUUAUAAAAACUAAUUUUAUUCCGAUCAAGA
Molecule: messenger RNA, 2204 nt
Organism: Drosophila biarmipes
Lineage: Eukaryota; Metazoa; Arthropoda; Insecta; Diptera; Drosophilidae
Exons: 4
Coding region: 143-1888 (581 amino acids)
Source: RefSeq, a predicted model, not a curated record